UACAUGCAUGCGCUUUGUAGAUUUAUUGCCUUUUUAUCCUAUUCCACUGCUUGGCAUAAUAUUAUUUUAUGUUUACUUGCGCCUGUUGGAGACAGGCAGCAUUUGUAACCUCUGUCUAGGUUAGCUGAAUCCUGAUACGUGUAUUUCACAUUUUUAAUUAGCCUUUCUGCUUUACAAUGGCGACCGUAACUUCAACUCCGGCCGGCCAGAGAAUAAGCACCCGCUCUACUGCCGGUAGCACUCCGUUGAGCCCCACGAGGAUAUCCAGGUUGCAAGAGAAAGAGGAAUUAUGCAAUUUGAACGACCGUCUUGCAGUCUACAUCGAUAAAGUCCGGAGUCUCGAGUCAGAAAACAGUGUUCUUCACCUCCAAGUUUCUGAGAAGGAAGAAGUAAGAAGCAGGGAGCUUACUGGGUUAAAAUCGCUGUAUGAAACCGAGCUCGCAGACGCCAGAAGAUCUCUUGAUGACACCGCUAAAGAACGCGCGAGGCUUCAGAUUGAAUUGGGAAAGAUCAAAUCCGAACAUGAGCAGUUACUGCAUAACUAUGCAAAAAAGGACUCUGAGGCGGCUGGAGCCCAGGCCAGGCUGAAGGACCUGGAGGCCCAGGUCAACACCAAGGAGGCCGUGCUGGCCACUGCUCUUUCCGAGAAGAGGGCCCUGGAGGCCAGCCUGGCCGACCUGCAGGGACACAUCCAGGAGCUGGAUGCUGGUCUGACCUCAGCAAAGAAGCAGCUGGGCGAUGAGACGCUGCUCCGCGUGGACCUGGAGAACCGCUGCCAGAGCAUGUCUGAGGAGCUUGAGUUCCGCAAGAAUAUGUUCCAGGAGGAGAUCAAGGACACGCGGCGUAGGCAUGAGACUCGUCUGGUGGAGGUGGACUCCGGGCGCCAGAUGGAGUUCGAGUUCAAGCUAUCCCAGGCCCUCACCGAGAUGAGAGCCCAACAUGACGAGCAGGUCAAGCUCUACAAGGACGAGAUGGAGAGCACCUACGUAGCCAAGUUGGAGAACGUGCGCCUGUCAUCGGAGAUGAACAGCUCGUCGGCCAGCAUGGCCCGUGAGGAGCUGAGGGAGUCGUCCCUGCGCAUGGAGAGCCUGGCUGCGCAGCUGGCUAGCCUGCAGAAAGAGACACGUGGCUGGCAGGAUCGCAUUGGGGAGCUGGAGGCGGCGCUUGCUCAGGAGAAGGAGGCUGGUCGCCGCAUGCUGGGCGAGAAGGAACGGGAGAUCGCAGAGAUCCGCGCCAAGAUGCAGCAGCAGCUGGAUGACUACGAGCAGCUCCUGGAUGUCAAGCUAGCGCUGGACAUGGAGAUAAACGCCUACCGCAAGCUAUUGGAGGGCGAGGAGGAGAGACUGCAGUUGUCCCCCAGCCCAUCGUCCCGUGUGACCGUCUCCCGGGCAUCCUCCAGCAGCCGCAGCAUACGCACGGCACGGGGCAAGAGAAAGCGUGUGGACGUGGAGGAGCGCGAGGCAAGCAGCUCAGUUUCCAUCUCCCACUCGGCCUCUGCCACUGGGGCUGUGUGUGUGGACGAGCUAGACACUGAUGGGAAGUUCAUCAGGCUGCAUAACACCGGCGAUGAGGACCAAGCCAUGGCGGGUUAUGAGUUGACCAGGACCAUUGGAGAGGCCUCCGCCACCUACAAGUUCACCCCCAAAUAUGUUUUGAAGGCUGGCCUGAAAGUCACGCUGUGGGCAUCCAAUGCCGGGGUGAGCUCUAGCCCCCCCUCAGACCUGGUGUGGAAGGCCCAGCCGUCCUGGGGGACUGGGGAGGAUGUCCAGGUGGUGCUGAUCAACCCUCAGGGAGAGGAAGUAGCUAGGAGAAGCACCACAUACAACACAGCUAUGGAGGAAGAGCCGGGCGAGGAAGAGGAUGACGAGGGAGUGGAGGUCAUUGAGGAAGACCUCUUCCAUCAGCAGGGAGACCCGCGUGCCACCAAGAGGGGCUGCUCCAUCAUGUAAUCACACACCAGCAAUACACUCAGCCAGCUUCCCACUCCUUCUAAACCAGUUCUAGCUGCCAACAAAACUACCACAGUACUAUUUUUGUACCUUUUUAGUGUAUUAUAAGAACCGUAAGAAUCUUUUUUUCUGAUCUUAGUUUUUAUGACUCCAAGAUUGUAAAACUGCUUUUUUGGUAAAUUUUUUAUUUGUGACAUCACAAUGUCAUGAUUUGCUUUUUUCGAAACCAAAUUGUUUUACAGUCUAGAAUGUUUUUUGUUUUUGGCUUAACUUCUUACAGCUCUGUGAAGAAAGGCAGCUCGCAAAAUAGUCUUUUCCUCAAGGUGCUGUGACUGUUUGUUUUACAUGUGUACUCUUUUUAAAGAUGAAACAUUUUAAAAGCCUCUUUAUAGGAUGUACCGUUUUUAAUAUUGUAGUGUCUUGUUUCAUGUAGUUAGUCAAUUUGCUCAAAUUGUUGUGGUUUACUCUUCAUAUUGUGGGGGUAUCAGUAUUCAACUGAGAACUAGUUGCCAUGUGCCUACAUUUGUGUUUCCUUACAAGAUGAAGGUUCAAUUCAUUGAUUCAAUAGUUCCGAUACCCCCCCCCCCCCCCCCCCCCGCCUCCACACACACAGAACAGUAAUUUCUAACCUCUUGAUUACCACUUUCUGGUCAGUACACCAUGGCCAUUCACUAUUGCUAGUGCAUUGUCUUGAUUUGUCAAGAUAAGGAAUGUAAUAAAACACUGAGACUAAACCAAGAUGGCUUUUUGCUUAAAUCUAUUAAAUCUCAUUGGCUCCGAUAACUUUUCUGAAAGAGCACAAACUAUUUUGGUGGAUACCUUUGUCUCAUUUGGAAACAAAUUCAAAGUGGACUUCUAGGAACUCAACAUAAAUAAAUGUGUUUUCAUGCUGGGUAAAUACCAAGUACCUCUGCAGAAACAAUACUCCAUUGAACCUUUUUGUAGUCAUUGGUGUUGGUCAUAAGCAUAGAUUACUUAAUUUCUUCAGAUCAUGGUUUUGAAAAUUACCAUUAUUUACAUAUGGUAAAGGUGGCAUGCAUGCAUUUUCUUCUGUAACCUCAAUAUUUUAAUGACAAAAUAAACAACAAAUGUUGUUCUUUUGAGGUUU
This is a messenger RNA of Osmerus eperlanus (European smelt), 3057 nucleotides long. It is a transcript of the gene lmnb1, whose product is annotated as lamin B1. Bases 177 to 1949 code for a protein of 590 amino acids. Gene Ontology annotation, molecular function: structural constituent of cytoskeleton. Lineage: Eukaryota; Metazoa; Chordata; Actinopteri; Osmeriformes; Osmeridae. The transcript is spliced from 12 exons. Gene Ontology annotation, cellular component: nuclear lamina; nuclear envelope. The record is from RefSeq and is a predicted model, not a curated record. Gene Ontology annotation, biological process: nuclear pore localization; heterochromatin formation; protein localization to nuclear envelope.